Drosophila simulans is the source of this 476-nucleotide messenger RNA. RefSeq names its product glycine-rich cell wall structural protein. The record is from RefSeq and is a predicted model, not a curated record. The transcript has 2 exons. Lineage: Eukaryota; Metazoa; Arthropoda; Insecta; Diptera; Drosophilidae. Bases 125 to 391 code for a protein of 88 amino acids.
AUAAUACCAAGCAGGCGUUUCCACGAGUUUUUGUGAGCGUUAUAAUAGUAUAAAUUGAUAAAGCGGUAGCCGAAACCCAUCUAUAGUUGAUUUAAACCUGUAUUGGAGACGAACUCUACUGACAAUGAAACUGGCAAUGUUGUCCUGGAUGACUUGGGCGAUGCUUUGGUGCAUCGCCGAGGCUCAAGUUCCAGGUCAACCCGAGGCUAUGGGUGCCGCCCAAGGGGGCUUGGGCGCAGCGGCGGGGGCGGGUGGACAAUUUGGAGCUCACGGCGGUGGAGCGGCUAAAGCCGUUGAGGACGGACCUGGAGCUGGGAUGGACGUCGGCAUUGGAGCGGGCGCCGAGGUGGGUGCCAGAGCACGUGCCGGAGGCGCUGGACGUAGACGAUAGGGACGGCUCUUAUAUUGGACAUUUCUUAAUUUUGCUUUUCUAUUUGUUCUGUCCGUUUACAUAUUUGCAUUGGGAAUACCACCUA